UAUGAAGUUGCACCCCAGCAAAAAUACGAGAAAACCCCCCGCAGAAACAAUGCAUACCUAAGCAAGGUGGAAAGAUGGGUAAGGAGAGUAACCGCGAAAGGUUUAGAGAAGGUGACGGUCGGUGAAAUAAUACUUCACAACGAAAUGGCGCGGGGAGCCCAUCCCCUUCAGGUCAUAGAUGAGGAUUCUCAGCUACAACUGUCGCGGAUUGGGGAGUACGCGAGCAGUGAAGUCAGUGAAGUCGCUACUGCGAUUGAUUUCCCCAGAUGUUUUUCUUAUGGAAACCAAACAAACUGAAGAGGAGAGUGAAGUAACACGUCUCGAACUGGACUAUAAGUAUGGCAAGAGCUUUUCCACAGAUAGGGCUAGAGGUGGGAGAGCCGGCGGAGUUAGUCUAUGGUGGCGAGAGGAAACUAAGAUUGAGGUUAUGACGCGGCCUCUCCACCAUAUUGAUGCAAAAGUGGUUGAUCAAAAUAACAAAGUUUGGUGAUUUACGGGCCUCUAUGGAUGGCCAGAAGAUGGUGAAAAAUAUAGAACAUGGGAGCUAAUGGCGACCCUUUCACACCAAUGGGAGGGGCCUUGGCUCUGCGGAGGUGAUUUUAAUGAGGUCCUUGAUAGCGACGAGAAGGAAGGAGGCAGGGCGGUAAACGUCGCGGCCAUGGCAGCUUUCAAAGAUUGUUUGUUGGUGACAGGGCUCCAGGAUCUGGGUUUCCAAGGACAUAAAUUCACAUGGGUUAACAAUAGAGCGACCGGUGGUUUAUCGAGGAACGCCUGGACCAUUUUCUGGCAUCACUAGAGUGGGGAGACUUAUACCCCAAGGUGAAGGAGCGACAUCUUGACAAAUUCAAGUUGGAUCAUCACCCAAUUGUUUGUGAUACAAAUGGCGAUGAAGAUGUUGUCCAAAAUGGGGAUGGAUGUUCCGGUUAGAGGCCCAUUGGACAAAACACACAGAAUGCCCUGCGGUGAUCGAGGAAGCCUGGAGGCAGGGAGGCCGAGGUGAUGCUCUAACCAAACUUGAUUUUGCAAGAAUGAAUUGGACAAGUGGAGCAGGGCUACUUUUCCCCAGUUUGGCAAACAGAAUGACCGCAUUAGGAGGGCGCUGCGUGCACUGGAUCGGGUGAGAAAGGUGUCGCAAGUGGUUGCACAAAUUAAGCAACAAGAAGCGGAACUGCUGGAGCUGGAAGGAAACGAAGAAUUAUAUUGGCAGCAGCGAUCGAGGAUGGAUUGGUUGCACUCGGGAGACAAGAAUACUAACUUCUUUCACAGGAAAGCAACAUCCCGAAGAAGGCGGAACACAAUCCGAAAAUUGAAGGACGGUGGCGGAGGCUGGUGUGUCGGCACUGACCAAGCAUUGCAAUAAUGCUCCAAUAAUGCUCUAGUACCUGCGAAAAAACAAGACAGUCAUUCCGUCAGCUCCUGGAGCCUUUCGUUUGCCCAUCUCCUUCAGCGCCCUCACAACUUCAUCUCGCUCACAUGGCCGAGUUAGCAUCACGUGUUGUUCUUCAGUGAUGGUUCUUUCGAUAGCAUCAAGGACUAGGGUAGUGGGUGGGACUUCCCCUGCAUGGAAACAACGAAGACCAUCCGCACCAUCCCACUCCGGGACCCGAGGGAACAAGAUAGGCUUGUGUGGAAAGGAAGCUCGUUAGGGAAUAUAGCGUGAAGGAAGCCUACCGGCUCUAGCUGGAGGAGUUCAAGACCAGGGAGAAUAUUACAAUGGUAGGCGAAACUCGGGUGUGGAAGCGAAUAUGGGGCAUGAAGAUUCCGCCAAAGGUCAAGCAUUUUCUCUGGCGAUUUGCCCGGGGUAUUUUACCAACUAGGGAUCACACGAGUGUGAAGAGCAAAAGUUGGAGUGAUGCUUGCCCUUUUUGUGAUAUAAGGGAGACUCAAGCACAUAGAUUUGGUGAGUGUGAAUGGUCGUCCAGAUUAUGGCGCGAAUCGGAGCUGGCGGACUGCUUUCUGUGCUGCAAAUCAGAAUGCUGCUAUGAAUGGCUGAAGACGGUUAUGGAAACAAAGACCGAGCGGGAGCUGGAAGACUGGGUGGUACUCCUCUAGUUUCUACGGAAGGAACACAACGGCCAUCUUUUCAAUGGAUUUAGAUUGGCUGAGCACGAGAUUGUCCCUCGAGCAAAGCUGUGGAUUGCUAAUUACAGGGAGCACCAAGACCGCGAAGGGGACAAGGAAGAAAGUAUCCACCUAACGAGAGCACGAGAUUGUCCCUCGAGCAAAGCUGUGGAUUGCUAAUUACAGGGAGCACCAAGACCGCGAAGGGGACAAGGAAGAAAGUAUCCACCUAACGAAAUGACAAAAACCCCAGGAAGGAUUACCGAAGGUGAAUACGGAUGCUGUAGUUUUGCCAGCGAGAGGCAUUGGACUGGGCGUUGUGAUACGUAAUGCCGAGGGACAGUGUAUGAUGGCGGGAGCUAAGAAAUUCUGGGGAACUGUGAGUAUGAUAUGGCUGAAGCAUUAGCGGCGGAGUUUGGUUUGCAGCUAGCCUAUGAGUCCCACAUGACGAGCAUGAUUCUGGAAACAGACUGUUUAUCGCUUACCCAUAAGCUGGAGGAGGCGGACACCAUCCACACUGAGAUUGGUGUUAUAUGUCGUAAUAUAUUGAGACUACUUCGGGAGAUGGGAGAAGGAUCAUGGCGGUAUGUCCCUAGAGAAAGUAACAAGGCUGCUCACAUUAUGGCUCGCAUAGAGACUCGAUGGAAUAAGAGGGAAGUUUGGUA
Messenger RNA from Linum trigynum, 2726 nucleotides. The record is from the annotation of a GenBank genome assembly. NCBI's taxonomy places the organism in Eukaryota, Viridiplantae, Streptophyta, Magnoliopsida, Malpighiales, Linaceae.